AUCAGCUGCCCUUUGUUUGGUUAAAACAGUUUAGCUCCUAAAGGAAACAGGGUAACUUGUUGGUUAUAGUGCUAUACGUUAGUCUGAGACAAGAAAGACAACCAUGAUUAACUACUACAGCGGUGUUGUUGUUUACACACAUAAGCAGAGUUAAAUAUAUGUCGUAACUUGGCUUAUAUGUGUGCAUGAAAUGAAUGGCACUCAGGGGUUUGAGUAUUUAAGACACGGUGUUAACGGUCUGUAAUUAGUGAACGUGAGCAUUGCUAAGUAUUGUGUUCGCUAGGUUCGGUGAUAGCUCGCUAUGUUACACAGUCGAUGCUGGAUAGACACCAGUGGAGGUUUACUCAAGGUAUUUAUUGGAUAUUGAAAGGACCCUUCACACUCCUAUUAUAUUAUCACAUGCGGAGGUAAAUCAUGGGCAAAUGCUCUCAUACAGAAGCGGAAUUUUGCAUGAACUCAUAUUCUUUAGUUGAUUCAUUACAGAUGAUAUGUUGUUUAUUUCUUUAUAUGAAUUAGGUUGACUUUUUUUGCUGUGUACAACGUUUACAUUUGAUAGAAAAUAUGUAAAAGGACAUGAUUGGGUUAAUUACAUGCCGGGCCAGUUGUUAGAAGUAUUUUUUUUAAAGGUAAUUAAGGACUGUUUGUACUGCUUGAACUAUUCACAUGUUAUGCACACAACAAAUACUGCAAGAACAAUGCCACACAGUAAUUAUGAGCCGAGAGAGGGUAUUUCAUUGAACUGCCAUUUUACAGUUUCACUUUCCUGAGUUUUUCCAAACCCAGAUUAAAGCCUAUACUUCUUAUUACAUCUGCGAUAUAUAUAUAUAUAUAUACACUACCGUUCAAAAGUUUGGGGUCACUUAGAAAUGUCAUUAUUUUUCAAAGAAAAGCACUGUUUUUUCAAUAAAGAUAACAUUAAUCAAAAAUACACACUAUACAUUGUUAAUGUGGUAAAUGACUCUUCUAGGUGGAAACGUCUGGUUUCUAAUGAAAUAUCUCCAGAGGUGUAUAGAGGCCCAUUUCCACCAACUAUCACUCCAGUGUUCUACUGGUACAUUGUGUUUGCUAAUCGCCUUAGAAGACUAAUGUCUGAUUAGAAAACCCUUGUGCAAUUAUGUUAGCACAGCUGAAAACAGUUAUGCUGGUGAUAUAAGCUAUACAACUGGCCUUCCUUUGAGCUUGAAGUUUGAAGAACAAAAUUAAUACUUCAAAUAUUAAUCAUUAUUUCUAACCUUGUCAAUGUCUUGACUAUAUUUUCUAUUCAAUUUUCAAUUCAUUUGAUAAAUACAAGUGAGUUUUCAUGGAAGACACGAAAUUGUCUGGAUGACCCCAAACUUUUGAACGGUAGUGUAUAUAUAUAUAUAUACACACACACACACACACACACACACACACACUUUACAGCAGUGCAGUUGGCUGUAUUCUCACUGAAAUAACUUUUAUUACAUAUAACAUUUCAUUUUGCUGACAUUUUUAAUCCAAAGCGAUUUACAAUCAUGUUACAUUCAUACACCGUAGCUACAGGAAGCAAUUCAGGGUUAAGUGUCUUGCUCAAGAACACAUCGAAUAGGGGCGGAGAUUGAACCGCCAAUCCCCUGAUUGAAAGACCAACCUGGUAACCAGUUCCACUGACCCACAGUCGCUCCUUUUAUGAUGCUACAGUAAUUGUCCUACUUCUGCUUAAUGAAGUUUUUGGGCUAACAUUAAAAACUCAAUACAUGGGUUUUUAUGUCGACAGUUUGAAUUACUGAAUUGAAUCACAUACUUCAUUACAUUUGACCUUUUUGUGUUUCAGUUUUUGAUCUCACACGCAGGUCAAACUAGAUGGCCCAGCUGGAAACCGUUGGGACCACACGGUAAUACACCUGUAGGUGUAAGUCUGUCUGCAAUGGCCAGUCACUUCCGUAGCUACAUCUGGGACCCGGUCCUCAUUGUGAGUCAGAUUGUGUUGAUGCAGUGCAUCUACUACAGCUUCUUGGGCCUUUGGUUAGCUGGAGUGGACAGUCUGGUGCAAACUAGUCGGUCACUGGACCAGAUCUUCAGCUAUGAAGUCCUUGGUUUUGCAACGAUGCAGGGCAGGCUCUCAAUGAUGGCAUUCAUCUUGAACUCUCUUACAUGCGCCCUCGGUCUGUGGUUCUUCAUCCGUCGGGGGAAACAGUGCCUGGACUUCACAGUCACUGUGCACUUCUUCCAUAUGAUUGGCUGCUGGAUCUAUAACGCUCAUCUUCCAUCUGCCCUGUCCUGGUGGCUCGUCAAUGUAGCCUGCAUGGCGUUGAUGGCUGUAAUCGGAGAGUACUUGUGCAUGCGGACUGAGCUCAGGGCUAUUCCAGUCAAUAGUGGACCUAAAUCUAACCUGUGAAAUUUUGUCGAUGCCAUGUUGAAAAUCUGUGGACGGUUAACUCCUGAGGAACUCUGGGAGAAGGGUUUUUCCACUGCUUCCAAAAGAAAAGGAGCGUGAACCUCUAUCAGCGUAGAUGUUGGAUUGUCAUCCAUCUUCUCCAAGUGAUAGACCAGAUGAACUGAUCUAUUUCAGAACUGACACUAAAUGUUGGACAGUGUUAGCUCUGGAGCAAAAGAUACAUGCUUUAAUGCUUAUAAAAGCAGAUGUCAAUUUACACCGUUCUCGGAACCUAAUGACUACAUUUUAUUUUAAGUAAUUGCACUUUUGUGUUUAUUUUAAUUACGCCAGGAUGGACAUCUCAUUUCCUCAUUUUAAGAUUUACAAUAUUUCUUGCUGAUGUGUGCACAUCUUCAGAUGAUGAAUUGAAACGUCAGAAAAAUGCAAGAAUUAUUUUCUUCCUUUUCUUUGUGUUGAUAUUGCGACAAGCUGGCCGGACUGACAAGAAAAACAUGAUGAUAUUUUGGUUUUAAAAUUCAAAUGUUAUAGUCACUGCACUUUAGAAAUGUCAAUGUGCAAGUUACCUAUUGAGAUUUUAUCAUGUUUUCUUUCAGCUGCAUCUUUGAAGUUACAUGUUGGGGUUCCGUGUUCAAACAGACAUGCUAAAGUUGUAUGACACGGUAAUCAAUCAGUGUAAAUCCAAAUGUAGGAAAACGUUUUCUGCUUCAAAAUCUCAAGACAUUAUGUUAGUCAGAAGUAUCAAAUCAGGCUUUUUUUUAUGUUCUCAAUUGAUUUAGCACACAAUGCUCAGUUUCUGCUUUGUCAUUCUACAUUGUAUUACACAGCUUGCGUUGUUUGUCUCCAUCUCUAUGUCAUGAUUUAUCAUGCGGUCAUGGGGGCCACUUUGGGGACACUUUGUCAGCCACCAGCUGCGUUCUGACAGCAGACUGUCUGUGUUUCUGUGGGGGAUGUGAUAUGAUAAGUACUGAAAUGUGCAGCACAAAUGGUUUCUGGAACACUUCUCAAUUUACGAUGGCUUUUAAAACACUGUCUCAAUUGAAUGCAGAUUAUUAGAUUACCUUGUCCUGUAGCCUAUACUGCGAUAUAUUUAUAUUUUGCGUGGUGAAUGUCGGAUCAAAUCUCUGCAUAUUUGAUUGUGGACAUUUGUGUCACAUAUUGAUAUUUAAAAGCUGUACAAGAGUUGGA
This is a messenger RNA of Pseudoliparis swirei, 3544 nucleotides long. RefSeq names its product SYS1 golgi trafficking protein (gene sys1). Bases 1889 to 2359 code for a protein of 156 amino acids. Gene Ontology annotation, biological process: Golgi to endosome transport; protein localization to Golgi apparatus; Golgi to plasma membrane protein transport. Gene Ontology annotation, cellular component: Golgi membrane; trans-Golgi network. NCBI's taxonomy places the organism in Eukaryota, Metazoa, Chordata, Actinopteri, Perciformes, Liparidae. The transcript is spliced from 3 exons. The record is from RefSeq and is a predicted model, not a curated record.